UGGGGGAUAACGUCGAUAUGCGGGAGCUGCGUUGAGUUUUAAUAAUCAGCGGGUGGACUGUCGCGUGAGACGUCGUUCACCGUGAGGAUGGUGGAGCGCUCGGACCGAGCCCCUUUGCUGGACUGGGAGGAGGUCCCGUCCGCGGAGAAAGCUCCGGGCAGCCUGUCGAGCCCCCCCGACAGCCGCGUCUCGUCGGGAUGCUCGGGGUUUGGGUGGAGCAGCGGACCGGGGGGUCCCGCUCCGGGCUCAGACGGCUGCGGUGCCCCGCCCGCGACCUCCGGCGCCCCGGCGGCCGCGCACGAAGCGCAGCCUCCCGGCAGCGAGGAGCAUCUCUUGGACUCAGGAGGCAGGGAGGCGCCGCUCGAGGGGCGGAUGCUGAAGUGGGAGGAAAAGGACCAGAUCGUGUCCGUCUUUGUAGUUGCAUUUAACACCAGGACAGGAAACAUGCUGGAGUGGUGUCUGCCCAAAGACAUGGACCUGGAGGGAGUGGAGUUCAAAGCCAUCGCCAGCGGCUCCCACAGAGUCACCACAGACUUCAUCUACUUUAGGAAGGGCCACUUCUUCGGCCUCGCUUGCUUUGCCAACAUGGCCGUGGAGAGUACAGAGGAGAGGGGGGCGAGGAUGAAGUCUGUAGGGAUCCUGUCUCCUUCCUACACCCUGCUAUACCGCUACAUGAGCUUCCUGGAGCACCAAGUCAGGCUCCAGCUCCAGUCCCCUGGGCACUACUCCCCACUAGAGGCCUUCUAUGAGGACAAGCGAGCUCUGCUGCCCCCCAGUGGAGAGAUUGUGGUUACUGCAUUACCCGCCAACUCCUGGGGAGCGCCUAUAAACCACAGCAUGCACCCUGAAAUGAAGAUCACUCAUCCGGCGGGCUGCAUGUCCCAGUUCAUCCGCUUCUUCGGAGAGCAGAUCAUGGUCCUUUGGAAACUGGCGCUCCUCCGCAGACGCAUCCUCAUCUUCUCUCCUCCACCCGUGGGCGUGGUCUGCUACAGAGUGUACUGCUGCUGCUGCCUGGCGAACAUCUCCAUCCCCGGCGUCGGCGUGGCCGUGCCCGAGUUCCGACCCUUCUUCUACGUCAACGUCGCGGACAUCAGCGUUCUGGAGAACGAGCUCUCCUACGUCGCAUGUACGACCGAGAAGAUCUUCGAGGAGAAGAAAGAUCUCUACGACGUUUACGUGGACAAUCAGAACGUGAAGACCUACAGGGACGGCCUGAAGCCUCUGCUCCGCCUCAGCGCCGCAGACAGAGAGAAGUACCGCAAGCUGACGGAGCAGAGGCAGAUGCUGCUGUACUCCCAGGAGAACGGAGACUGCGCGUCCAGCGAGGAGGACCUUUUCAUUUUGUUUUUCCUGGAGCAGAACAACAGGAUUUUCCAGACUCUGAGCGAGGUGGCCGGGAGCUCAGACCCCACCAUCACUCAGGAGAGCGUGAGGGCCAUGGGUCUGGAUCCGCACGGGGACCGGCUCUUCCUGCUCCACCUGCUGGAAAUCUACGGCUACGACAGCCUGCUGGUCUCAGAGCAGCUGUGCUGCAGCUGAGACGCUCCACUGCCGAGUCUGGACCUGCUGCAGGGC
Molecule: messenger RNA, 1575 nt
Organism: Nematolebias whitei (Rio pearlfish)
Lineage: Eukaryota; Metazoa; Chordata; Actinopteri; Cyprinodontiformes; Rivulidae
Product: DENN domain-containing protein 11
Exons: 9
Coding region: 88-1539 (483 amino acids)
Cellular component (GO): cytoplasm
Source: RefSeq, a predicted model, not a curated record